Messenger RNA from Aphanomyces astaci, 2304 nucleotides. RefSeq lists its product as hypothetical. The record is from RefSeq and is a predicted model, not a curated record. Bases 46 to 2232 code for a protein of 728 amino acids. Gene Ontology annotation, cellular component: mitochondrion. Gene Ontology annotation, biological process: mitochondrial tRNA 3'-end processing. The transcript has 15 exons. NCBI's taxonomy places the organism in Eukaryota, Oomycota, Saprolegniomycetes, Saprolegniales, Verrucalvaceae. Gene Ontology annotation, molecular function: 3'-tRNA processing endoribonuclease activity.
CGCUGAUUUUGAACAGUGAUCUUGAGCGGCAACGUCAACAACGCCAUGCCAGUGGAAGUCCAAGUGUUGAGCGUGGCAUCCACGGAGAUGUCGCCUGCAAUCAUUGUAACCGAGGAGAGCCAAAGGUAUCUCUUCAAUGCUGGCGAAGGUCUCCAGCGAUUGUGCAUGGAACAUCGCGUCCGCUUGGCCAAGUUGCAUCACGUGUGCUUGACGGAGCUCACGUCAUCCACCGUGGGUGGCCUACCUGGCUUGAUCUUGACUGUGUCAGAUACAGGCAAGAAGGGUCUGAAUGUGUUUGGUCCAUCUGGAACGAAGUCGUUCAUGCGUGCUACUCGGCACUUUUUGCACAGACCCGACUUUGCCAUGGACAUCCAGGACUUGACUCCUUCGUCCGCCAAAGUUGUCCACAACGAAAGUUUGAGUUUGCAGCCCGUGGUCGUAGACGAUGCGUACGCUUCAACCACGACCACCAGCGACACCAGUCCGUCCCACAAACGAGCCAAACUCAUGACGACUGCAAACCCAACGACCAGUGUCAGCUACAUUGGUGAAACGCCCACGCAGCGGGGGAAAUUCCUUAUCCAAAACGCCCUGGCGUUGGGCGUGCCAAAAGGUCCAUUGUGCGGUAAAUUGCAUCGUGGGGAGGACGUUGUGAUCCAAGUGGACGGAGUGUCUGUGACUGUCAAGUCGAGUGACUGUGUGUCGUCGUCGGUUGCAGGCUCCGCCUUUGCUAUCGUGGCAUGUCCUACGGUGGGCACCAUUGAUUCCCUCGUUCAGCAGCCUCAGUUUGCUCGGUAUCAACAACCUAAUUCGGUCGUGAGUAUGACCUUGUUGGUGCAUCUGGGCAACACAGCAGUUCUCGGCCACCCACACUAUAUCCAGUGGGUCAAGUCGUUUGGACCCCACGUCCACCACAUCUUGGUAAACCACCCAGAAUGCCCGCAAUGGUCCGUGUUCCGGUCGAGUGCGACGCUGCAAACCCAGUUGCAUCACCUGUUUCCGUCCAACUUCGCCGCGCCGCACCACGAAGUGGCGCCCGUGGAGCGUGUCACCGUUGCUUUUGGAGACGCGACGAUUGGACUACCACUGCUCAAGUACAUACUCACCCCUUCCGCCAAGCAAGGCCUGGAUCGAUCGCUUGUCAUGCAACCAUUGGACUUGCCUGCCAUCCACAUGGACACCGAGCAGACGUUGGCGACCGCAAAGGUUUCGCUCACCCACAAAGAGGCCCCCACAAUCACCGCAAAUGAUUCGGAUACCGUCGACGGUCGAGUGACGUUCCUGGGCACCGGAUCGGCCAUACCAUCCAAGUACCGCAACGUCACGUCCAACUUGAUUGCAAUCGGGUCGAGCUUUCUCCUCUUGGACGCUGGCGAAGGAUGCUAUGGACAACUCUUCCGCCAUGUUGGCGGGGACGAUGGAAAACUGAAGCACUUGCUGGAGAACCUACAUGUGGUGUGGAUUUCGCACAACCACGCCGACCACCAUUUGGGUCUAGUGCGGCUCUUAUCGCAGCGGAAUCCGUUGUUGCCGCCCGUGGCCAUCAUUGGGCCGACUGCCGUGUUUUAUUGGCUCCAAGAGUACGGACGCAUCGAUGCAACUGUGGCAGACAAGUACCUGUUUGAAAACAACACUGCGUAUGACAUUCGACACAACCCCACCAAAAACUUGGACCCGUUUGGCUUGCACAAGCCCACGAUCGACGGCAUCUUGGCCACAUAUUUCGGCAUCGCUACAUUUGAGUGUGUACCCGUGAAACACUGCUUCCAGUCGUAUGCGGUGGUAUUCACACUUAUGAAUGGGUUCAAGUUUGUGUUUUCGGGCGACUGCCGGCCAAGUGAUUUGCUGGUGGAACACGCCAUGGAUGCACACGUGUUGAUUCACGAGGCGACAUUUGAAGAAAGCAUGGUGGACGAAGCCAAGAAGAAGGACCACUCGACGACAGAGGAAGCCAUUGACGUUGGCAUCCGCGCGAACGCCAAGCACAUUUUGCUGACGCAUUUCAGGUAUAACGUUGGUCCUUUGAGUCUAUAUAGAUUGUACAUACAGGCUAAGGUUUGCAGUCAACGGUACCCGAAAAUGCCAAAUUUGAGCGCAGACACGUUGGAGCGCGUCAUGACGGCCCUGGACUUGAUGUCGCUUCCCUUGGACGCGUGCCAUGUCCCGAAUAUGAUGCUCGCAUGCCAAGCGUUGAUGCCAAGUGGAAGCGACGGCGCAGACGAAGACCAAUAGACCCCCCAUCACUCCUAGUGCAAUAUCGUACUUCGAAGUAAUAGAUUCUAAAACAAGGCAAGUUCACCGUGA